This is a messenger RNA of Alnus glutinosa, 802 nucleotides long. RefSeq names its product large ribosomal subunit protein uL23. Lineage: Eukaryota; Viridiplantae; Streptophyta; Magnoliopsida; Fagales; Betulaceae. The transcript has 4 exons. The record is from RefSeq and is a predicted model, not a curated record. Gene Ontology annotation, biological process: ribosomal large subunit assembly; translation. Gene Ontology annotation, cellular component: ribosome; cytosolic large ribosomal subunit. The coding region runs from base 125 to 586 and encodes 153 amino acids. Gene Ontology annotation, molecular function: structural constituent of ribosome; rRNA binding.
AAAACCAAAAUCUCCUCCUCCCUCUUCCCAAACCCUAGAGACUGACCCUCAGCUUCCCUCGCACAGGGUUUCAGGUGAUUGAAAGGGUUUGCGGGCAGAGGUUUCUUCAGGUUCUUCGACACCAAUGGCUCCUAAAGCUGACAGUUCCAAAAAGGGUGAUGCAAAGACGCAGGCAUUGAAGGCUGCCAAAGCAGUGAAAGCAGGUGUGGCCUUUAAGAAGAAGGUUAAGAAGAUCCGAACCUCGGUUACGUUUCACCGGCCAAGGACACUUAAGAAGGACAGGAAUCCUAAGUAUCCUCGAAUUAGUGCUCCACCAAGGAACAAGCUUGAUCAUUAUCAGAUUCUCAAAUAUCCCCUCACAACUGAGUCUGCAAUGAAGAAGAUUGAAGACAACAAUACUUUGGUUUUCAUUGUUGACAUUCGUGCUGACAAGAAGAAGAUCAAGGACGCUGUCAAGAAGAUGUAUGAUAUUCAGGCUAAGAAAGUGAAUACCUUGAUCAGGCCUGAUGGUACCAAGAAGGCAUAUGUUAGAUUGACACAAGAUUACGAUGCCUUGGAUGUGGCCAACAAAAUUGGUAUUAUCUAAGAUAGUUGUCUGGGAUCCUCUUUUGGAGCUUUUUAAUUUAUUCAAAUUCAAAGAGUAAGAGUCAGUUCUGUCGGGACUAUAAGCUACUAGAUUUUGCAAACUAGUUUUACAAGUUGUAUACUUGUGUCAUUUUCUGGUUCAUGUUUCGGUAUUUUUUUUUUAUAUUGGUUUAACUGACAUUUCAACCAAGUAGAGGCUUGAAGGUACGAUUUUUCU